Patella vulgata (common limpet) is the source of this 4382-nucleotide messenger RNA. Its product is annotated as mitogen-activated protein kinase 7. Bases 226 to 3489 code for a protein of 1087 amino acids. Gene Ontology annotation, biological process: cell surface receptor signaling pathway; intracellular signal transduction; protein phosphorylation. Lineage: Eukaryota; Metazoa; Mollusca; Gastropoda; Patellidae. Gene Ontology annotation, molecular function: MAP kinase activity; ATP binding. The record is from RefSeq and is a predicted model, not a curated record. The transcript has 9 exons. Gene Ontology annotation, cellular component: nucleus; cytoplasm.
AGUUAUAAAAACAUUAGGUGUAUUGAAAUGGCGAUCACUUACGCGCAGGGGAGCGUUAGAUGACGCACAAUUGUUAAACCGAAUAAUUUUCAAAAUAUAUUGCAGAAGCCUAAAAAUUAGCACUGCACAGAAGAGUGAAACAUUUCAUUCGCAGGCCGAAUGGACGAAGUUGGAAUGUGAUCAAUAAUCUUGCACUUUGACAGAGAAUCAACUCAUAAAUUCAGGAUGACAUCUUCAUCGUCCAUUGUUAAUAAAACAGAAGCCAUGGAGAUGGUGCGCAAACACAUGGAAAAACGGUCGCUUGAUGUUAAGUUUGAUUUAGAAGGAACUAAAUAUAAGCCAAUCGAAAAUAUUGGUAUUGGAGCCUAUGGUGUAGUGUGCUCUGCCAUCCAUAAGAAAUCAAAAGACAGGGUAGCCAUUAAAAAGAUUCCAAAUGUGUUUGAUGUGUUAGUGAUUGCCAAAAGAACUCAUCGAGAAAUCAAAAUAUUAAAACAUUUCAAACAUGAUAAUAUUAUUUGUAUUCGUGAAAUAUUGAAACCAAAGGAAGACUUCAAGGAUUUUCGCGAUAUUUAUGUUGUGUUUGAUUUGAUGGAGAGCGACCUACAUAAAAUAAUUUAUUCUGACCAGGAACUAAGUGAGGAACAUUCGAGAUAUUUUUUAUAUCAGAUAUUACGAGGAUUAAAAUACAUUCAUUCUGCGAAAGUUGUUCAUCGGGAUCUGAAACCUGGAAAUAUUUUGGUGAAUGAAGAUUGUCAUGUCAGGAUUGGAGAUUUUGGAAUGUCCAGAGGAGUAUUUGCAUCACCAGAAGAACCAUCACAUUUUAUGACACAAUAUGUUGCUACAAGAUGGUACCGUGCUCCUGAAAUUCUCUUGUCUUUGAUAGAAUAUGGUACCGCUGUAGACAUGUGGUCUGUUGGGUGUAUUUUUGCUGAAAUGUUGGGUAGAAAGCAUCUUUUUCCAGGAAAAGACUAUAUCUCACAGAUUAAACUGAUUAUUGGUGUGCUUGGUUCUCCAUCUACCGCUGUAUUUAAACGCUGUCAAAAUGAAGUCAUCAGAAAAAUGUUAAGAACUAUAGGUCAUAAGGAGGCCAUACCAUGGACGACAUUGUUUCCUAAAGCUAGUAAAAACGCUAUGGAUUUAUUAUCGAAGAUGUUAGUAUUGAAUCCAACACAGAGAAUUACUGUAGUUGAUGCCAUGAAGCAUCCAUAUUUAUCUAAAUAUCACGAUCCAGAUGAUGAACCAGUUUGUGUUCCAGUGUUUAAAUUUGAUUUUGAAAAAGAGUAUAUGGAUAAAGACAAACUUCGAGAGGUUAUUUAUGGUGAAAUAAUGGAGUUUCACAAACCUCGAACACCUACUUUAAGUUUUAAUGCCUUCAUACGACCAGCGCCCAAAGAAACUAAUGAAGUCAAUGUCAUUAAAACCAAUAUGCUACCUAGUACCCAAAUUCCUGAAAAAACAACGAAUGCAGACCUAAAACCUGAAAAGUCUUCACCAUUAGUUGACUCAAAUACAGUUUUUCCUAAACCAGAGAAAUCGCCACCCUCUGUAGAAGUGAAUAAUCUUAAUGUUACCCAUCCAUCGGACGUUGAGAUGCUCAGCGCAAAAUAUUCCACAGAUAGUAAGACCAUGGAGAUCCAAAGCUCUGGAGUUCCACAAACUUCAAUUUUAGAUAAAGAGAAUAAAACUGUAAAUGACUCUAAAACGAUCUCAGAUGACACAAAAGCCUUGGUCAAAAAAGCCUUGUUAAGUUGUCAAAUGCGUCAAAAACGAGAUUCUGUGAGUGACAAGGAUGAUAAACCAAAAGUUGUGACGGCUGCUAUGAGACAGAAAGAAAGAGAAGAUAGAAGAAAAAUAAAGAAGAAUAAAGCCUUAAAACUUAAAAAAAUGAAAGGUCUGAAAGAUCGUAAAUCUGAUGAGGUAAUAUUAUCUGAUGCUGACAAGGAAAUGUUAAAAAGAUGGUCGUGUAUGCACAAGAGAUCUGAUCAACCUAUACAGAUACAACCAAAACCUCCUGCAACAACCACAGUUCAAUUCCCUGUUGUCAAUCAUAAACCAGAAAGGGAGAUCACCCCACCAAAUCAAGUAGAAACAGAAGUCAAACACAGUCCACCCCAAACAUACGAUCCUGGAGCAAAGCAAAAUGACAGCACAAAUAAAACAUCUCAAAGUAAUCAAAUUCCAAUAAAUCCGAACUCGGUUAUACAAAUGGUGCCAGGAAGUGAACAGAUAUAUGAACAAUCAUUUGCAAAUAGAAGUCAAGUUACAACCAAUGUUCAAGAAGCAAAUUCACAAUUCAGCAACAAUUUUACCACUGGGUUUGAUCAAAACAAGCUACCAGCAAACAGUAACACCCAAUUUACUCCUGGAACGCAAAUGGCUGCUCCCAUGCAAUUUAAUCCAACAUCAUCAACCGGCCAAUCAAAUGUUAUGCUACAAAACCCAAACUAUUCUGUCAGUCAGCCUAAUCCAAACCUUGGUUAUGCUACCCAAUCAAACACCACCGAUCACAGCAGUUUCACUGAUUCAAGUUUCAAUACAUCUGGACACUCAACUGUCAGUUACGAAUCAGACCCCAGUUUUACUUCCCUUAAUUCAGAUAACAUUGACUUGAUGUCUUUAUCAAAAGAUCUUCAGUCUUCUAUUAAAACCAGUUUACAUCCAUCACUAGACAUCCCACAGUCUACACAAAACUUUACGCAACAUUCAACGAACAUGAUGAAUCAAGUUAAACAAGAUUCAAAUAUCGGGUUUUCGUAUAAUACAAACCCCCAUUCCAUCAUAACCCAUCCUCAUCACACAUCCCAAUCUCAACCCAUGCCACAACAGAAUGUUUCUAAUAAUUAUAGUCAAAGUGAUCAGUUUAAUGUUUCUGGUUCAGCUGAUCAUUUUAGACAAAAUUAUUUUGAUCCGCAGCAAAUCACUAAUGAGAAUCCAUUCUUUGGAAAUGUUAAUCAAGCCAAUCAUCCAGCCCAAUCUGAUCAAGCAACUCAUCAUAGUCAUCCAAUCCACUCAAACUAUCCAAGCACUUCAACAUCAGAACAGCAACCUAACUGGAACUCUGAGGGUCCAUCAACCAGUCAAACUUUGCCUUACAGAUCCAAAGUGCCAGAUCUUAAAGUAGACUGCUCUUCUCCCAAGAAACAACUUUCUCCACCCGACCAAAGUCAUGGUGGUCAGCCAGAUUGGAUAGCAUUACUGAGUAAACAGAUGUCAAAGUCUUUAUUGGAGAAUAUUCUACCACCAGCACUGUCAUUAACUCCUCGAGGUACUGGAGCAGGAUAUGGUGUGGGCAUGGAUCUGGAUUCACUGUUAGUUGAAGCCCAGGAAUCAGCACCGAAUAGUGAUCUACAAAGUCCGCUGUCCUCAUCGCUUCUAGCUGAUUGGUUAGAGGUUAGUGGAGGAAAUAUAACUUUAGCUGAUCUGGAAGAUUUUGAACAAGAAAUGGCCACUCAAUCCCCAAUGCCAUAUAAUCAACUCUAUCCACCUUAGACCAUGGAUGUCCAAUUGAAUAUGAAGUGACAGUAACCAAAUAGGAUAUUCAGGCGCUUAUAAUUAAACUAAUUCAAAAACUCUUGUCUUUUUUAAACUGGUGAAGUGUGGCGUUUACAAGCCAAACUAGUUUUUACUAUUUUGAUCUCGUCUGUUAAAGUUAUAAGCCUGUUAAAGUUUUAAGCCAACACCUUCAGAAGCCCAAGAUAAGCCAGAUUUUAUGAAAAACCUUCUCAAAGAUAGGCUGUUAUUUUAAAACUGGAUUAUUUGCUCCACCUUUGCACUCAGGCCACAAAUUUUAACUAGUUUUAAGAUCACCUGUGUUUUUAGACCAGUAUUAAGCGUUUCGAAAUCUAAAGAUAAACUACCCAUCAAAAGUGAUUUUUGAUAUAACAGACCUGAAUAGUUUUUAAUGACAAAUGGAACAUGCCACCAUCUGUUCUGUUUGUGAAGCUGGAACCAUCUUUUAUGAAUCUAGUCACUUAGUGAUUGCAUAUUGAUGUAUGUUCAUGGACCAGUAACAAUAUAUACAUGUACACAUAUUAGAUAAGCUUAAAUCAAGUGUAUUCCAUGUUAUUGUAAAUUUAAAUCAGAAUCAAAAAGUGAUGGGUACGGUAAAUGAUGUCUUUCAGCUUCUGGAUUUAGAUGUUUGGUUGUGAAGAUUCCAAAUAGUAUGAAUUGUGAGCUGCUGUGGGCGUAUGUUUUGUUGUCUGACAACCUAUCUUUGUGUUUGACUCUAAAUAUUUAUAUAAAAAUAAUAUUUGGUAUAUAUUUUGUAAAUCAUCAAUAUGUUGUUAGGUGGGUUAUUAUAUUGUUUAAUUUAUAAUGUAAAAAGCCAUUGUAUGUUUAUUGUACAUACAUAUGUAAUAAAAUUAUUUGUUAUACAUAGAUAA